AUGGCUGAGCAGGAACAAUCUGACCCCCAGGGCCCUCAGCGGUCAGCUUCCAGCAGCAGUGAAGACCUUCAUAACUUCCUGCCAGCUAUUGGCAGCCCUCAAGAUGGAGGCCAGGAGCCUCGGCCCACCUUCCAGUAUCAAUACCCGAGCUUCCCGAAGCCCUCACCGGCCCCUGGUAAUCGCCGGAUCAGUAUCCAGUCUCUGCCUGCAGCUGUCACCACCCGCCCUAUCCGCCACCAAGAGCUCCUACCCCCUGUCCAAAGCCGCCAGCCCAGUAUCCAAGAAUCUCCACCAGCUGUCCAUAGUCACCGGGUCAGCACCCAAGAACCUCCAUCUGCUGACCCCGGUCGCCGGAUCAGUACCCAAGAGCCCGUACCUAUUAUACACGGUCGCAAGGUCAGUACCCAAGAGUCACUAUCUCCUCAUGGUCGGCGGGUCAGUAUUCAAGAACCGCUACCUACUACCCACAGCAGCCAGGUCAAUGUGAAAGAGCCUUUGCCUACUGCCCACACCAGCCAGGUCAGUAUCGAAGAGCCCCCACCCACUCAACGCAUUGGUCGGCGGGUCAGUAUCCAAGAGCCCCCACCCUCAACCCGGACUCGCCGGGUCAGUAUCCAAGAACCUCCACCCACCACCUUUGGCCGCCGGCUCAGUGUCCAAGGGCCUCCACCCGUCGCGCACGGUCGCCGGCUCAGCGUCCAAGGGCUCCUACCAGCUGUACCAGCUGCUCCCCAACUUAGCAUCCAAGAAUCUCCACCAGCUGUCCGCAGUCGCCAGCCCAGCAUCCAAGAAUCUCCACCAACUGCCCAUGCUCUCUGGCUCAGUGACCAGGAAUCUGCACCAGCCUCCGCUGCUCACCGGCCCAAGGUCCAAGGAUCUCCACCGGCUGCCCGCACUCACCGACCCAGUGUCCACGGAUCUCCACCGGCUGCCCGCACUCACCGGCCCAGUGUCCACGGAUCUCCACCGGCUGCCCGCACUCACCGACCCAGUGUCCACGGAUCUCCACCGGCUGCCCGCACUCACCGGCCCAGUGUCCACGGAUCUCCACCAACUGCCCAUGCUCACCGGCCCAGUGUCCAAGGAUCUCCAUCGGCUGCCCGCGCUCACCGGCCCAGUGUCCAAGGAUCUCCAUCGGCUGCCCGCACUCACCGGCCCAGUGUCCAAGGAUCUCCACCAACUGCCCAUGCUCACCGGCCCAGUGUCCAAGGAUCUCCAUCGGCUGCCCGCGCUCACCGGCCCAGUGUCCAAGGAUCUCCAUCGGCUGCCCGCGCUCACAGGCCCAGUGUCCAAGGAUCUCCAUCAGCUGCCCGUGCUCACAGGCCCAGUGUCCAAGGAUCUCCAUCGGCUGCCCACGCUCACCGGCCCAGUGUCUAUUCGGCUUAUGCCAGCCAACUCACCGCCUACCAGACAAUCACCCCGACUCUCGACCUCCCCAGCAAGCAAACCUGGACCAAUGUCCGUGUCCCCCCAUCUAUUACCCAGAGCCCUGAGGCCAGUGUCGAGAGCCUUGAAUCAGUUACCUGGAGCUCCCAGGCAUUUCCCAAAGAAAGUAGACCCAGCUUGCAACUCAGCCAGGGCUUUCCUGAUGACCCGCACGACUUCAUAUUAGACAGUUCCGCUGGCAUUAACUCUGCCAGGUUUCAGAAAAGCAGCAGCCGUCAGUUACGGCUGCCCCUAUGCUGGCGGCUGCUCCACGAGGCCAAGAAGAUCAGCCGCCAGCUGAGCCUGGUGCUGAACCUGGCCGGCCUGCUCAUCAUCAGCCUGAUCUCUCUGGGACAGCCCUGGAUGCACUUCGAGGUGCCACUGAAGCCUCCCGGGGACCCUGCCGGUACCCCGACCAUACCCAUCAACACCAUCCUCUUCGUGAGGUGCUCCGACAUCUCCUGCCUGAAAGAUUAUGACCAGUAUGCUUAUUUGCUGGACUUUGCCUGGACCUUCCUCUUCGUCUCCAGCAUCACCAGCAUCUGCUUGUGCACGGCCCUCAUCCUCCUCAUCUUCUUCACCAGCUCCAACCCCGCCAUGGUGGACUUCUUCCUCUUCAUUGGCAGCAUCAUGACAGGCACGGCCAUCGCACUGGGCGUCCAGUUCUACCUGUGGCAGGCCGACAGAUACCUGCAGGAAGGCAUGACCUACCAGCUGGGCAUCAGCUUCUACCUGGCGUGGAGCAGCGUCUUCCUGUUCCUGAUAACUGGUUUCUUCUCCUACCUGAAUUACAUGAAUUUCUGGUCCAUCCUGGCACUGCAGGCUGUCUGGACUUAGGAUCCUCCACCCACCAUGCUUGGUACAGCAGGCACCCCUGCCCUAGCACCAUCCCCUCUGAGAACCCCAUG
Cavia porcellus (domestic guinea pig) is the source of this 2333-nucleotide messenger RNA. RefSeq lists its product as uncharacterized. The record is from RefSeq and is a predicted model, not a curated record. The coding region runs from base 1 to 2262 and encodes 753 amino acids. The transcript is spliced from 5 exons. Lineage: Eukaryota; Metazoa; Chordata; Mammalia; Rodentia; Caviidae.